Molecule: messenger RNA, 2023 nt
Organism: Aethina tumida (small hive beetle)
Lineage: Eukaryota; Metazoa; Arthropoda; Insecta; Coleoptera; Nitidulidae
Gene: waw
Product: translation factor GUF1 homolog, mitochondrial
Exons: 9
Coding region: 45-2009 (654 amino acids)
Biological process (GO): positive regulation of translation
Cellular component (GO): mitochondrion
Molecular function (GO): GTPase activity; GTP binding; mitochondrial ribosome binding
Source: RefSeq, a predicted model, not a curated record
GUUAAGUCUAACCUAAAAAUCGUCAUGUCAAGGAUUUGAUAAAUAUGUUAAAAACAAAUGUUAAUUUAUUAAAAUGUGUCAGUUACAACAUUUUUAACAAAAAUAUUAGCAAAAAGUUAUUUUGCAAUGCUAUAGUCAGAAAGUAUUCUGAAACUAAAGUUAAGGCUGAAACCAAAGAAGAUGUUGAUUUUACGAAAAUUCCUGUUGAAAGGAUCAGGAAUUUUAGUAUUAUAGCUCAUAUUGAUCAUGGAAAAAGUACAUUGGCUGAUAGAUUAUUAGAAUCGACAGGUGCUAUCAAAGUAAACUCAGGGCAGAAUCAAGUAUUGGACAAACUGCAAGUAGAACGGGAACGAGGAAUUACUGUAAAGGCACAAACAGCUUCAUUAUUAUAUAAAUAUGAUGGUGAAGAAUAUUUACUAAACCUGAUAGAUACUCCAGGUCACGUAGAUUUUUCCAAUGAGGUAUCCAGGUCAUUAUCAGCUUGUCAAGGGGUUGUACUGUUGGUUGAUGCAAACAGUGGGGUACAGGCCCAAACGGUAGCCAACUUCUAUCUGGCAUUCGGCAAUGAUUUAACAAUUAUACCAGUGUUAAAUAAAAUUGACUUAAAAAACGCCGACCCUGAAAGAGUUUGUAGUCAAUUAGAGUCUUUAUUUGAUAUUAAUCCAGAAGAAGUCAUUAAGGUGUCAGCAAAGUUAGGAAAAAAUAUUGAUGAAGUACUGAAAGCUGUGGUGGAACGUGUACCAACACCAGUUGUAGACAGGUCCGCUCCGUUUAGAGGGUUGCUCUUUGAUAGUUCCUUUGAUAGAUAUAGAGGCGUUUUAUCUCUGAUCUAUGUUAAAGAUGGAACUGUCAAAGUUGGAGACUUGAUGUCGUCGUAUCACACGAAAAAGUCCUACGAAAUAAAAACGUUGUCAUUACUGAGACCACAUGAAGUUCCUGUUGAAAAGCUUGUUGCAGGUCAGAUAGGUUUAGUGGGUUGUAACAUGAGGUCUAGUAAAGAAGCUUUAAUCGGCGACACGUUCCACAUAACUAAUGAGGUAAUCGAGCCUUUGCCCGGUUUCCAACCUGCCCGUCCUAUGGUCUUCGCCGGUAUAUAUCCCAUGGAUCAGUCCCAGCAUGUCAACCUGCGAAGCGCUAUAGAAAAAUUAACAUUAAACGACUCGGCCGUGUCUGUGGACGUUGACACAAGUCCUGCUCUAGGUCUUGGUUGGCGAUUGGGUUUUUUGGGGCUUUUGCAUUUGGAAGUGUUCACCCAAAGGCUGGAACAGGAGUAUGAUGUUGACGCAAUUAUAACGGCACCUUCAGUAACUUACAAGGUGAAACUGAAGCCCACAAAGCAGAAUAUUAAACAAGGAAAUCAGGAGAUUUUUGUUAACAAUCCCGCGUUGUUUCCGGAGCAUAUCACCAUUGAAGAGACUUAUGAACCUAUUGUUAUUGGAACAAUAAUAACACCAGAUAGAUAUCUAGGCCCAGUAAUUUCCCUUUGUAUGGAACGUCGUGGUGUCCAGAAAAACGCCACCAAUAUUGAUAAUGAGAGAGUGAUGCUGCAGUAUGAAUUACCGCUGUGCGAGAUCGUUGUAGACUUUCAUGACACCCUCAAGACCAUAUCCUCCGGUUACGCCAGUUUUGAUUACGAAGAUGCUGGUUAUCAACAAAGCAAUUUAGUCAAGUUGGCAAUUUUACUAAACGGUAAACCUGUUGACGAACUGAGUACAAUUGUCCAUAUAACAAAGGCGCAAACGAUGGGAAGACAAAUGGUGCUAAAAUUAAAAGAUAUAAUUCCAAGACAGAUGGUUCAUAUAGCAGUUCAAGCUGCGGUUAAUGGAAAAAUCAUGGCUAGGGAGAAUAUUAAGGCCUUUAGAAAGGAUGUUACUGCUAAACUGUAUGGAGGUGAUGUAACAAGGAGGAUGAAGUUGUUAGCUCAACAGGCUGCUGGCAAGAAAAAAAUGAGAAUGAUUGCCAACAUUCAGUUACCUAGAGAUACCUUUAUUGAUGUUUUGAAAAAAUAAACUUUUAUAUGUUA